CAAUCUUCCACCCCUAAUGGCCUCACACCCACCAAUGGCCAUCCGCCUCUGGGCCGGAAACGAUCACGCGAUGGGACGCGACUACCAUUGAGCCAGGGAAAGACGAGUGAUGAUGGGACCGGCGCAGCGCAAAGCCCUCACGAUGAGGUUCUAUUAGAUCGCUACAUUCAACGCGACCUUUUGGCGGCCGCGGCGGCCAAUGAUCAGGCGCAAAGGUCGCGGGACUUGCUGCACGCCAUGGAACAGCGCAAGGCGGAAGCCGUCAUGGAGUUUGAGGAGCGAAGGAGAAACAUGCCACAACAACCACCACCUAUCAUGUACGCGAUGAAUCGACCACGACCUAACAAGCGGAGACAUCCCGAACUUGUGGUGAGGCGCAAGGACAACCUCAAACAAGCCGAAUUGCACGAGGAGCUGGUCCCGGUGCGCCUCGACUUGGAAUUGGAUAAGCUACGGAUACGCGACACAUUCACCUGGAACCUCCACGAGAAAAUCAUCUCGCAGGAUCAAUUCGUGGACUUUCUUUUGGAGGACCUCAAGGUACCGCAGGAAUCGCUGGCCGAGGUGGGACGACAGAUCCGCGCGGAGAUGCAGGAGCAGAUCCACAAUUAUUACCCGCAUAUCAUCGUCGAAGACCAACCGCUCGAGCCGACGCGCCCAUAUUUCGAGUACAAGGACGAUGAAAUGCGGAUUCAAAUCAAGAUCAACAUCACCAUCGGCCGGAUCACGCUCAUCGAUCAAUUCGAAUGGGAUAUCAACAAUCCGGAAAACUCCCCGGAGGAAUUCGCACGGCAGAUGGCUGGGGAGAAUGCGCUCAGUGGUGAAUUUACCACGGCCAUUGCGCAUUCGAUCCGGGAACAGAGCCAACUUUACACCAAGAGCCUCUUCCUCACCAAUCAUCCCUUUGACGGCCGACCGGUCGAAGAUCCUGAACUCAAGGAUGGUUUCCUCCCCGCACCAUUACACUCCGCCUUCCGACCGUCACAAACCCAAAAGGAUUUCCAACCGAUCAUGUGGGAGAUGAGCGAGGCCGAACUGGAUCGCAUAGAAACGUCCAUGCUGCGCGAGCAUCGCGCGGCGAAACGUCAGCUCAACCGACGCGGCGGACCGGCUCUCCCUGAUCUCAAGGAUCGCCAACGGACGAUUCGCUCCCUCAUCGUACACUCGGUCAUCCCUGGGGGUGUCGAGACUUUCGACACGACCGGAAUCCUCAAAAUUCGGAGGAGUGGUGUCGGACGAGGUCGCGGCCGGGGUGGUCCUCGCACAGAAGGCGCGGAGGGUGAUUCCGAUGAUGUGGACAGCGAUGAUUCCGGUCCCGACUCACCGGCGCCCUCGGCAGGCAUGGCGGGCACUGCACGGACCCGUGGUAUGCGUGGCGCCGCGGUGGCUGCGCAGGCUUCCUUGCGAGCUGGCUAUGGUCGCUCUCAAACGCCAGAUCUGCAAGUGGAGACACCAAGAGGUCCCGGCGGUCGGCGCAGCAUGCUCCGCGAGGAGAGUACCGUCGCCGAGGACCGGCCCGGCGACGGCGAGUCACUUGUCGUCAAGCUCAAGAUCAACAAGGCACGCUACAAGGCCUGGCUGGAUGCACACCGGGCGAAGAAACGCGCCAGCGAAUUUCCUCUCUCGGGCUACGCCUCCCAACCUUACCCAUCCUCAUCCGCUCCGACGUCACAUCCUCAAUCACACCAGCAACAAAGCGUCGCCACGCCUGCCCGCUCUAAUUCCGCCGCUCCUCCACCCCCACCCUGGCUCGAAACCGACCUCCAAACCCUCCACGAGCGGUACCUCGACGACGACCUCACAGCACACAUGCGCCCUUACCUCGUCGACCCAGCACAACCGACCCGCGCAUUGACCGUGCUCCCAGGCACGACCACCCGUCUGGAACCGGGCAUGCGCGCACCCCCCUCCCUUUCCCUCCCCGGCGAGACCUGCAAAAUCCAAUACCAGCCCCGCAUCCGCUGCAACGACUGCACCGGCAAGUGGUACAACGUCCGCAGGGGCAAGGUCGUCGAGGACUUCGAGGUCCAUCUGAGAAACCGGGGGCACAUGGAGAACGUCAAGGCGCGGUUG
Molecule: messenger RNA, 2073 nt
Organism: Dissoconium aciculare CBS 342.82
Lineage: Eukaryota; Fungi; Ascomycota; Dothideomycetes; Mycosphaerellales; Dissoconiaceae
Product: SNF5-domain-containing protein
Exons: 2
Biological process (GO): chromatin remodeling; regulation of transcription by RNA polymerase II
Cellular component (GO): SWI/SNF complex; nuclear chromosome; nucleus
Molecular function (GO): transcription coregulator activity
Source: RefSeq, a predicted model, not a curated record